Messenger RNA from Phytophthora nicotianae INRA-310, 1133 nucleotides. RefSeq lists its product as hypothetical. Lineage: Eukaryota; Oomycota; Peronosporomycetes; Peronosporales; Peronosporaceae. The coding region runs from base 267 to 959 and encodes 230 amino acids. The record is from RefSeq and is a predicted model, not a curated record. The transcript has a single exon.
CAAUCCAGUAGCCGCCCGACUGUUGAAACAAGUUGUAUCUCACCGCUGAGAGUUCUCGAGCAUUCUAUCGCAGCCAUAAAAGGAUAUUACUUGGCUUCUUCUUCCAUCCUACAUGCGGCACCCUCUAAACAGUUUUGAUCGACGAUCGAUUGAUGCUUUCCAACGAGCACCGCACGAGGCGGAUGCUCGACCUCUACUCUGCUCAUUCCAACAUUUGAUCUCAAGUGCACAAGCAAAACCAACCAACUCAACCAACUCAACCAAUCAUGGCUAUCUCCGACAACAGCUCGAGCAACAACGCCGCCCAGCAGGAGUUCACCAAGCUGCAGGAGAUGAUGCAGAACGGUGCCAACGAAGCCACGAACUACCUGGAUUCGCUCAAAUCCAAGUUCACUGAUUAUGACAACUCGCACACGUCGUCGAAGGAGAAAGCGUCGUCCUACUUCGAGAGCGCCAUGGACCGAGCCCGAAAGUCGGUGGACGACUUCAAGCAGAAGUCAGAAGAAGUUCGCCGACAGGGCAACAACGCGUCGGACUCUGCGGUCGAUGCCGCCAAGCGAUCCAUGGAGCAGGCGAACUCGUCUCUUGACGACUUAGGCAACUCCGCCCGAGAUUACGACCAGCGCGCACGCAGCAACAUCAGCUCAGGCGUGGACACUGCCAAGGACAAGGGCUCGAGCGCACUGUCAUCGAUGCAGGACUCGAUCUCGUCGCUCGUGAACUCCACCAGGGAUUCGACGUUCCACGGCUUUGAGUCGUUGCAGAACCAGUUCGCAGCGACCAAGAAGGCGAUGGGGGAGCGCGCGUCCUCCGCAGCCGACACCGUCUCCAACAAGGCGUCGGAUGCUUCGAGCAAGAUGAACCCGGAUGAACCCUCGCUGAUUGAUCGCGCGACGGGAGCGGUGUCGUCUGGAGUGAACUACGUCACGAGCGCGUUCCAAGGCGACAACAAGAAAUAAAGAGUCACUAGGAGAUCGUAGGUGAGCGAGGAGGCGAUCCAGCGACAUUCAUGACAUUCAUAUUAGCUUUUCCUAAAAAGCAAAUCUACUCUGCCUUUAACUCUACUUGGUGCUAGCGAGUUGCAGCGAUCGUUGACUGAAGGUGCUGUUUUCAUCGAAAAUUAAAAACAAUGC